AUGCCCGGCAAGAUUCGCACUGCCCAGUCCGUCUCCUUUGACGUGCCUGCUGAUCAGCAGCCGUAUCUACACAACCGCUGGCACCCAGAUGUUCUGACCCAUGCAGUCCCCAGCAUUGGCAAGAUUGAGCCCGGCGAGACGGUCAAGAUCGAGUGCCUCGACUGGACCGGCGGUCAGAUCGGCAACAACGACAGCGCCAACGACGUGCGCGACGCCGAGCUCACCCGCUGCCACUACCUGACCGGCCCCUUCGACAUCACCGGCGCUGAGCCCGGCGACCUGCUCGUCGUCAACAUCACCGACAUCCAGCCCUUCGACCACUCCCCCUGGGGCUUCACCGGCGUCUUCGACCGCGCCAACGGCGGCGGCUUCCUCGAGGACCACUACCCGCGCGCCGCCAAGGCCAUCUGGGACUUUGACGGCAUCUACUGCUCCAGCCGCCACAUCCCCGGCGUGCGCUUCCCCGGCUUGAUCCACCCGGGCAUCCUCGGCUGCGCACCCUCGGCGGAGGUGCUGGCGGAGUGGAAUCGGCGCGAGGCCGGGCUCGUCGAGGCCGGGGUGGAGACGCAUCCGGGGAAGACGCUGGCGCACUUGCCGGAGGGGAAGCACGUGCACGCGACGACGGCGGGGGGGGAGUUGAAGGAAAAGAUUGCGAGGGAGGGCGCGAGGACGGUGCCGGGGAGGCCGGAGCACGGCGGGAACGUGGACAUUUGCAACAUCUCGCGCGGGAGCAAGACGUACCUGCCGGUGCACGUGGCGGGCGCCAAGUUCUCGGUCGGCGACUUGCACUUUAGCCAGGGCGACGGCGAGAUCAGCUUCUGCGGGGCCAUCGAGAUGGCGGGUGUGAUUAGUAUCAAGUUUGACCUGAUCAAGGGCGGCGUGGAAUCGCGGAGCAUCCCGCACCCGGUGUUCUUGCCGGGCGAGGUGCAGCCGCACUACGGGCCGUCGAGGUACCUAACCUUUGAGGGCUUCUCGGUGGACGAGCACGGAAAGCAGCACUACAUGGACGCGACGGUGGCGUACCGCCAGGCGUGCCUGCGGGCCAUCGAGUAUCUCAAGCAGUUUGGAUACUCGGGCGAGCAGGUCUAUCUGCUGCUGUCGUGUGCCCCGAUACGCGGCACCAUUGCGGGCAUCGUGGACAAGCCCAACGCCUGCACGACUCUGGGCAUUCCGAUGGACAUUUUUGACUUUGACAUCUCCAUCGAGUCCGUGCCGGUCAAGCGGGACCUCGGAAGCUGUGCGUAUACGAGCUAA
Messenger RNA from Cordyceps fumosorosea ARSEF 2679, 1254 nucleotides. Its product is annotated as formamidase. Lineage: Eukaryota; Fungi; Ascomycota; Sordariomycetes; Hypocreales; Cordycipitaceae. The record is from RefSeq and is a predicted model, not a curated record. Bases 1 to 1254 code for a protein of 417 amino acids. The transcript is spliced from 3 exons. Gene Ontology annotation, molecular function: hydrolase activity, acting on carbon-nitrogen (but not peptide) bonds, in linear amides.